Alosa alosa (allis shad) is the source of this 2465-nucleotide messenger RNA. It is a transcript of the gene vrk2, whose product is annotated as VRK serine/threonine kinase 2. NCBI's taxonomy places the organism in Eukaryota, Metazoa, Chordata, Actinopteri, Clupeiformes, Clupeidae. Gene Ontology annotation, biological process: signal transduction; peptidyl-serine phosphorylation. The record is from RefSeq and is a predicted model, not a curated record. The transcript has 14 exons. The coding region runs from base 257 to 2149 and encodes 630 amino acids. Gene Ontology annotation, molecular function: ATP binding; protein serine/threonine kinase activity. Gene Ontology annotation, cellular component: nucleus; cytoplasm.
GAAUCGAAACAAAGUGUCAAACUUGGAUGGACACAAUGGUGCGAAUGAGUAAAUGUCAUUGCUAUAGCUAAAUUAAUGUAUGUGACAGCAAACGAAUCUUUUCAUUAUGCUCUGACAACAUAGCCUACCGUACAGUUCUAGUGUAGCCUCUGCGUUAACGAGGAUACGUUUACUGAUUUCAGCAACUAACGUUAACGUUACAGUCUGUUCGUGGUCAUUGUCCAGCGUGUGUUAGCCACCUAGCCAGCGUAGCCUAAUGGCACCAAAGAGGAAAGCACUACCUAACCCCCUCCCAGACGGAUGGAUUGUGACAGACACCGAAAAGAAAAGCUGGAAACUUGGAAAUGUCAUCGGCAGUGGUGGUUUUGGAUUAAUAUAUCUAGCCUCCCAGGAUGUGGACGCACCUGUUGGAGAUGGCUCUAAUUUUGUGAUUAAAGUCGAGUAUCAUGAGAAUGGACCAUUGUUCUCAGAGCUGAAAUUCUAUCAAAGAGCUGCCAAACCAGAAAGCAUGCUCGGAUGGAGGAAGAAGAAAGGAUUGGACUUCCUUGGUAUUCCAGCCUACUGGGGAUCAGGCCUGUUUGAACACAAAGGAACAAGGUACAGGUUUAUGGUGAUGGAUCGGCUUGGCACUGACUUGCAGAAAGUGCUCCAGGAAUGUGGAGGUCAUUUCCCAAAGCACACUGUCCUACAGCUUGGAUGUCUUUUACUGGACGUGCUGGAAUAUAUUCAUGACAACGAGUACGUCCACGCCGACAUUAAGGCUGCCAAUCUCCUAUUGGGCCUCAGAGAUCCCGACAAGGUGUUUUUGGCAGACUAUGGCCUUGCCUAUAGGUACAACCCAGAGGGAGUCCAUAAGGACUACAGAGAGAACCCAAAGAAGGGACACAACGGCACCAUUGAGUACACAAGCAUCGAUGCCCACAAUGGUGUAGCUCCGUCCAGACGGGGGGACCUGGAAAUUCUGGGCUACUGUCUCCUGCAUUGGCUGUGCGGGACCCUACCCUGGCUCUCCGUCCUGAGAAACCCGACUCAGGUCCAGGAAGCCAAGGCCAAGCUGAUGUCAAAUCUGCCUGAGUCGGUCACUCAGCUCUCAAGCACAGCCUCUGGCAAUGUCGAGCUUGCCCAAUUCAUGGUCAAUGUCAAAGCCCUGGGCUACAAAGAGAGGCCCGACUACCAGGCACUGAGACGGGCGCUAAGUAAAGGAGUGCCAAAGCCCUCCAGGAGCCAAGGCCUUUUGGACCUCCCCAGACCCAGACCAGGGAAGGUGUCGGAGCCAUCAGCCCUAAGGACUGCAGGCCAAGCCAAACCUCCCGCUAGAAGAACAGCCAAGCCAAAGACCAUUCCUUCUGGCAGUGAUGUUUCCGAUGAGGAUAGCCCAAAGCCGAGUCUCCACAGAGCGAAACCAUCAGGAAAGUCUCGUGAACAGGGCUCUGGCCCAGCCAAACCUCCUGGAAAAAGAAUAACUAAACCAAAGCCCAUUCUUGUGGAGGAAGAUGAUGAUGAUGAUUAUGCCUCUGAUUCUGAUUCUGAGGAGGACACUAGGCCAGCCCCAGCUUGUGGCAGAGGCCACGCAGCGAAGCCUCCACAGAAGAAAAGAGCCAGCCCUGUCAAAAGAGGGUCCAGGGCGAAGCCUGCGGACAGCGAUGAAGACUACUCUCCGGGGCCAGAGUACAGAAGAGCCGAGGGAGCCCGCCAGAGAGGAGCAGCAGCAGGGGCGGCAGUAGACAAUCUGUGCCCUGCAAUGGAGCAAAAAAGAGGCAUGCCAAAAUAUGCUAGUAGAAGAACAGAACUGGCCGAAGCACACCUGCCAAGGCUCCCAUCAGAAUGUGGCCAGAGCCAUUCUGAUUACUCAACCACAGCCUGGGCCACCCCAAAGAUCAGACGGCAGUGCGGGAGUAACAGCCACUCAUCUGCCCCUAGUUACAGUCACUGGAGGGAAUAUGCACAAGGCCAAGACCACCCAAGGAGGACCCACACCAAUAGGGGAUAUCUAGAUCAACACAACGAAGAGCCAUGGGCAUAUUCUGGUCACAAUGGCUCACAGGACAACCAGGCAGAGGAACCUGAAGGACAGUGGAGCUGGAGCGGUACUAAGCUAGUUGGUGGGGUAAUUCUGAUCCUCGUCUUUCUGGCAGUUUUUGUUCGUUGAACUCUUGAAGACCACUACAUGCCCUGUAGAGUCCUGUCAGUCAGACUUAUGAAGAAUAGUAGCAAGGCCUUAAAUCAAUGCCACCCAUUUGUGCCGAUGUUGGAGGACAUCUCUUAUGCUGUAGGCUGUUCAAGGCUUCUGCACGGCCAUCUUCACUGUAAUGGGCUGAAGGAAUUCAUGAAUUGCAUUUUUUUCAGGGAAUGUUGUGAAAUUUUGUAUGUAUUUUGGAAUAUAUGCACAUUUGAUAUUUGUCAUGACAUGAUUUUUAUAUGUUUUUUUAAAAAUAUUUAAUAAAUCAUGCUGCUUUUAAUUGACA